AUGUAUGCACUUAGAGAGUUCCAAUCUUUGUUAUUUUAUUCAGAGUUUCCAAACUGUGGGAGCAGUCAUGAUGUUGGACCAGCCAUACACAGCCGUAUUGUAGGUGGCAAAGAUGCAUUGCCAGGGGCUUGGCCAUGGAUCGUCAGCAUUCAGCUUCCCAACAGGCACGGUGGUCACCGACAUUCAUGUGGAGGGUCUCUGUUGAACCAUCAAUGGGUUGUGACAGCUGCUCAUUGCUUUAAGGCCUCCAGCAAGAUUCUUGAGGAAUGGCUGCUAAUCCUUGGUGGUCACCAACUAUCAGAAUUAGGCCCUGAGGUGGAGUCCCGUCGUAUCAAGCAUGUUAUUAAACAUGAGCGCUACAAUCCACGGCGAGAGGAAAAUGAUAUUGCGUUAAUUGAAUUGGAUAGACCAGUCAUACUAAGUGAAUAUAUCCAGGUAGCCUGCCUUCCUGAUCAGACCAUGGAUGUUGAAAGUUUAUCACGAUGUGAAAUCGCUGGAUGGGGAGUCACAGAGGAACAUUCAACCGCUACUGCCGACAUCCUACAGGAGGCACCAGUCCAUAUAAUUCCAAGGGCCACAUGCAACAGUACAGAAUGGUACAACGGUGCUGUGAAUAUCAACAAUUUGUGUGCCGGUGUGGAGCGUGGUGGAGUCGACAGCUGUCAGGGAGACAGUGGAGGACCAGUAAUGUGUAUGGAUCGAGAAACAGGGGUAUAUGUGGUCAGUGGAAUCACCAGCUGGGGUAGUGGCUGUGGACAGAUGAAGAAACCAGGAAUCUAUACAUCAACACAGAGUUUUGUGGACUGGAUUGAAACAAAAGUGUCAAGACAUCCAACAGAAGAGCAACCGACUGACAUUAUACCUGUUACAUCUGAGAAUGUCAUAAGGCAAACAGAACAAGAAAAGGAAGAAGAGCAGACUGUUGCACCUGUUACACCUGUUACACCUGUUAUAGAUGUAAAUGACUGGAUCAGACAGCUCGAUGACAUUAUUACACAGUUCUCCCCAGAGGUCCCUUUCGAGGAAGCUGCAAUACUGAACACAGGAAAUAAUAACAGGGAGAACAUAAAAAGUUCAUUUUCAAAAGUUACAGCUAACAGCCAGUUUUGA
Molecule: messenger RNA, 1110 nt
Organism: Protopterus annectens (West African lungfish)
Lineage: Eukaryota; Metazoa; Chordata; Ceratodontiformes; Protopteridae
Product: acrosin-like
Exons: 5
Coding region: 1-1110 (369 amino acids)
Biological process (GO): acrosome reaction; proteolysis
Molecular function (GO): serine-type endopeptidase activity
Source: RefSeq, a predicted model, not a curated record